AUGUCUGCGACACGCUUCAUUACGCUUGCUAAGUCCCGCGUGGCGACUGCGCCGAGCUCUAUCGCUGUUCGAUCUAUCUCGUCUACUGCUAGACUGCAGAAGGGGCCUAUUGAUGCGGCCAAGGAUACCCUCAAGAAGGCUGAUCGGGUAGUAUCUGAUGUGGCGGUCGAUGGCAUCAACAAGGGUGCGGAAGUUACUGGCAAGGUGAAGGAGGUCGUCGGUGGCGCAAAGCAGGAGGCCAAGACCAAGGCCGGGGACAUUAAGGGCAAUGCAUCCGAGUAUGAGGGAAAGAUCAAGGGCACAGCAGAUGAGGUUGCCGGCAAGGCCAAGGGAAAGGCACAUGAGGCAGCUGGCAAGGCUAAGGAGCAUCUCAGCUAA
This is a messenger RNA of Penicillium odoratum, 378 nucleotides long. RefSeq lists its product as uncharacterized. NCBI's taxonomy places the organism in Eukaryota, Fungi, Ascomycota, Eurotiomycetes, Eurotiales, Aspergillaceae. The record is from RefSeq and is a predicted model, not a curated record. Bases 1 to 378 code for a protein of 125 amino acids. The transcript is spliced from 2 exons.